Molecule: messenger RNA, 942 nt
Organism: Pseudozyma flocculosa PF-1
Lineage: Eukaryota; Fungi; Basidiomycota; Ustilaginomycetes; Ustilaginales; Ustilaginaceae
Exons: 2
Coding region: 1-942 (313 amino acids)
Source: RefSeq, a predicted model, not a curated record
AUGAGUCGCUUCAUUAAGUGGCUGGAGGAAGCCACUCCGGAAGAUUUUGCCGCGAUGGAAGAGAGGCACCGAGCCUUUGACGAGCAUUACAAGUCCUGGUCGCCUCACAACCUUGUUUCGAGGUCGAGGGAGACGGUCGUGGCCCAGCACUUUUCACGAUUCCGAGCAAACACGUUCGCCGUCGAGAUGGCGAAGACCCAGGGUGCCGCUGCUCCCGAGGUCGACAAGGCUGCCGAGGCGCAGGAGUUCAUGCUCGAGCUACAGACUCCCAACUGGUUCGAUAGGACCAAUAACGCGCAGGACCUCAUGGUGAUCUGGCUCUUCACCGUUGGCCGUGCGGCCUGCUUGAUCCUCGAGCAUGAGCCGGGCAUGCAGGCGCAUGGGAAGAAGGUAGUCGCAGGAGAGGGCGGAAACGACGUCAGGGGAACUGCGUCCGGGGGAGAUGAGUGCACAGCUGCCGAGUCGAGCCGCGAAGAAACCGUCGCCGCAGACGGCCCCAUCGCCAGCUCCAGCGGCGGCAAGGAUCGCAUCUUGGCCGAGCUCCUCGCCUUCUGCGCACGCUACAAGAGCUACAACUCGCAGAACUAUCUCGCCGACUUCCCCGGGCGGCUGCAGCAGUACGAGGUGGCUCUCAACUUGCGCUGCUGCCAGAGAGGCCCCAUACAGAGGGAAUCGCACUUCAACGUCGAGGACGGCGAGAUGGAGAAGGAGCUCCCAACCCGUCCGAGGGUCCAGGGAAGGGACGAGGAAACGAGCCUCGAGGAGCGAGAGGCGACGUCGGCUCUCGUGGCGCGCCUUCGCAACUUUGCGGCCGGUGUGGCGCCGCAGCCGCAGUCCCAGGCCCAGACCAAGCACCAGGCCCAGCAGGAGUCGGGCAAGCGUCGUGACGAGCAGCAGGCCGAGAGCAGCCGGGUCCAUCCGGCCAAGAAGGCUCGCCACUGA